AUGCUUUCGGUAGCUAUGGAAACCUAUUGUAAUGCCCCCUCCCUCUCCCUCCCCCUCUCUCUGCCUAUGUCUCUCUCCCUCCCUCCCACCCUCCCUCUCUCCCUAGCUCUCUCCCUCUCUCCAUCCACACCAAAGCUCUUUCAGUUACUUUGCGCAUGUACGGCCAGUCAAAGCGAGCAUUGCAUCGACUCCAAGAUGGCGAAAACACGUCUGGCUUGUGUCCUGACUAUCCUCUCAACUCACUGCUACUUCAGCGUAUUAGCAAUCGUGCUGAAAACGAGUAAUGAGGCACCAUGGACCAACGAGUUCGACAAAAUCGAGUUGUCAUGUCUGAUUGAGUCCAUUUCUACGACCAACCCCAGGAUCGAAUGGAAGAAGAUAACGACUGAGGGACCGAGUUACGUGUACUUUGACAAGAAAAUCUCCGGAGACCUGGAGAACCGAGCGAUGAUCAGAGAACCCGCCACACUAGUGAUCACAAACGCCACCAGAUCGGACACAGCCAAAUACCGCUGUGAGGUCACCGCCGCCGAUGACCAUAGGUCCUUCGAUGAGAUCGUGAUUGACCUUGUUGUACGAGUAAAACCUGUGGUGCCAAAAUGCAGCGUCCCAAAGUCAGUGCCUUUUGGGAAGUCUGCUGAGCUGAGCUGUGUGGAGGAGGAGGGCUUCCCCAAGUCUCAGUACCAGUGGUUCAAGAACAAGGAGGAGGUCCCGGACGACCCCAAGACCAGCCUCAAGUUCUUCAACUCCUCGUACACGCUCAGCGCAGACACAGGAACUCUGCAAUUCAUCGCAGUCAGAAAAGAAGACGCAGGCGAGUACUUCUGUCGAGCGAAGAACGAUGCGGGAUAUGCUGAGUGUCCGCCGCAGCAGAUGGAAGUCUAUGAUAUUGAUGUUUUGGGCAUUUUAAUGGGAGUGCUGGUGGUGGUCAUAGUGCUCAUGAGUAUAACGGCGGGGAUCUGCUGUGCAUACAAGCGAGGAUACUUCUCCACCCAGAAACAGACGGGGAACAACUACAAGGUUCCAGCUAAAGGAGACGGAGUGGACUACGUCAGGACGGAGGACGAGGGGGAUUUCCGACACAAGUCUUCAUUUGUGAUCUGAAGAGUGGCUGACGAGGCUCUGUGCUGAGGGAAGGACGUGACGUGUGGACUGACUCCUUGCUGGGGGACACGGAGCGACCACUCCUCAUGCGCCGAGCUCUCAGCACGACGGAAACACAACUACUCAAGUUUGCCAAAGGUGACGAGACUUCACAGGACAACAAUACUGUUACAUACGUAGGACUGAGAUUCAUUUGUCAUCACCACCAACUGAAUUCUUUUGCUAAAUAACAGAGUUGUUACUUUACAGUGACUGCAUGGUUUUAAACACCGAGCGAGGUGGAGAAACAUUUCUGUGUUCUGCCAAGUAGAAAGACUUCAAAUUCAUGAAACCUUUGUACUUAUGCUUCAAAACUUUUGUCAUUUGUAUAACAUUUCUUUUCUACUGUUGAAUUUUGUCAGACUAUUUUUGAUGGAAUAUAUUUUAAAAUGCCUAUAGACAAAGGUUUACUUUUUUAAAUAUUUGUAAAAUACUAACAUGUGUUUUUUUUUUAUUUGGUUGUGGAUAGAAAUAUGUUAACCACUUUGCAUCAAGCUGUAAGCAUUUACACCUUAGCAAUCAGAAGAAAGAAACGACUUGUGUCAGCAUAUCGAGAAGUGGUCAUUGAUCGGCGGUCUUACAUAUUUAAUUUCUCCGCUGGGAAUGCCCACUUUGUGUCGUUAGAGACUUCCAUGUUGAUGUUUGUAGAUAGUCUUAGUAAGAGGCUUUGAAGAGUGCCAGUCAAAUGCUGUGAACACUGCACACAAUCAGUGCUGCUUUCUCUUGAUUUAAGUGUCCUUCUAUGCUUGCUGUUAAUCUUGUAUAUAUUGAAUUUACUGUCCAGGAAAAAGUUUUGCUUACAUCCAGUAUUACGCGUUAAUAAUAAUAAUAAUAAUAAUAAUAAUAUUAAUCAUAGUAAUGCAGGGUUUGUAAGCCAGCCCUCCAGACUCCAAAAAUCUAGACAUUGUACUUAAACAGUAUACAGUGUAAAAGCCUGAAUAUGAAUUCUUAAUGAAACGUAUGGAACAAAAAAUGUUCUGUCGAUGAGUGGUGCUGUGGCUCGCCUAUUCUUGAGCUGCAAAGUUACUCAGAACAUGAGGGAAAAAUACUCACAGGACAAAAAAAAAACAUAGAGUGGUGCAGGCGUCAAGUAUUUGUGUUUGGUGACCAAGAAGUUAGCAUCACAAGGGCUCCCUAGUCAAAAAACAACGUUAUUUUUCCAUUUGAUUGUGGAAUAUAGCAGAAAAUAAGCUCUAUGGCACCUUUCGAUGCUUCCACGUUUGUUCGGCAGGAUAAUCUCCACAUGUCUAGGCUACUGUAAGACUGAGGUUGUCGCAAAGAUGUUAAAAUAUGGCAAAAGCCCUGUGUCUAUGAUUGAAGAAUAACAGCCCCAGUGAUACAAACUGCUGCUGGAAAGUUAGAAAAAUAGAAAAGGAAGUAAGUUAGCAGAGGCAAGAGCAAGCAGAGAAGUGUCUGCACUGUAAGAGGACAGAUGCUUGGUUGACUUCAGCGAAGCUAAAGGCGGCUAAUGUUUGGCGUGGUGCUGUAAGUAGUCUUAUUUAGUGACCUAGUAAAAUCUCAGCUUGUGUUAACCACAGACCUUACCAAAAACACAUUGAAAAAAACGUUUUAGGACUCAUUCCUGCACCACUCUAUGACCGUGAGAUUAAGCACAUUAGACACUAUCUGGUUGAUAUUGAUCUGUUCACAAACAGUUUUGCUGAUACAUGUGCUGUUUAGAAAGUAAGACCUUAUCUAACACUAACCUUUAGUUAGUUGCAAAGAGAGAUCAUCUUAGGUUUGACUGAAUCUCAUAUUGUAUUUACAGUUAUAUACAGCGGGGGGGAGGGGGGGUCUGGAGGGUUUACACUUGUACUGAUUGUAUAUAGAUACUUGUAAGUUUUUUUCCUCUUUCUCCCAAGAUUAUGUAAAGUGGUGAAAAAAUGUCCUUUUUUGAUAUGAAAACUCUUUCCAUUUGUAAGACUGAGAAAGGGUAACGUUUUAUACAUUCACUCAGAACCCAUGAACAAGAGCUUCUCCAGGACCGAAUCAGAUAAGACAAACACACUCCGGAUAUGUUUCAGUAUUCUUGUAAUUUCCAUACAGCUCAAAUGGAGCUCUUGUUCAGCCGUUAUGAGUGUUUGCGUAGUAAAAUGCUACCUGAGUAUCAGUCAUGGUAGAGAUGAUCUGCCCAACGUUUGCACACAGGAAAAAAGAAACACUGCUGUCUUUUCCCAACUUGCAAGAGAAAAUGUUUCUAAAUGACUUAUAAUCCAGAUUAGGUUCACAGCUGAAUCUGUUCCAGGUACUUUUUCCCCUCCUCAGUUUUACAAAAGUCAUUCCUCUUAAGUGCCUUCUGCCUUCACAGUAGUCCAGUUUCUCCUCAGCCACGCUCUUCCACUUCACACUGCUGUCAGAGGCUUCGCGUGUUGCGUUCACGUAACCACCCAAAAAAAAAAAACGGCGUUUGAGAGGAAUGAUGACACGGCAAACCUCCACUUCCCUACUUUAGAUCUGCAAAUUUGUAAAUAGCUUUUUUUUCAUAGAGUUGAAGGUGUUGAUGUAGAAAUAGAAUUUUAUUAGUGCCUAAAUAUAGUGGGAAUUAUUUUUGGUAAAGACACAUAGCACUAUUAGGCAAGAGAAAAAGAUGGAUACCCAAAGCAGGGACGUUUAUAUAUGAGCUUAAAACACAUUUUUCAUUUAUAACACUGACAGACUGAAGACCCCAACACUGCUUUCAGCAUCAAUGACCCUGACGCAGAAAUGAUGAAAGCGCCAUUCAGUUGUAAUGGAGCUGUAAUUAUUCAGGCGUUUUAUAAACAUGUAGAAGCAAACAGGAAUUAAUGAGCAGCAGCUAAAUGUAGGCCUACAUGUCCCCCACAGCCUGAACACAUCUGUCUGGGACCGGGUGUUUAUGGAGGUUAUAUUCACAUAGAGAGGUGCUUUCCAGUGUGUGUUCCGUAUUAUAAACCAGGCUUACUCACCAUUGUCUUUCAACUGAGGUAUGGCAGCGCUCCACUGUUAAACUGUUACACUCUGAGGUCUGGUACUCGUCAGGAAACAUGAUUUUUCUGAACCAAACUCACAUACAGUAGAAUGUCCAUUUGGGGCCUGCUGGGUUUUUUUUGUUCAUUUUAGAGCCACUCUAUUUGUGAUUAAUAAAACUCACUUCUAAUAUUA
Messenger RNA from Eleginops maclovinus (Patagonian blennie), 4263 nucleotides. RefSeq names its product junctional adhesion molecule 3b (gene jam3b). The transcript is spliced from 9 exons. Lineage: Eukaryota; Metazoa; Chordata; Actinopteri; Perciformes; Eleginopidae. The record is from RefSeq and is a predicted model, not a curated record. Gene Ontology annotation, biological process: cell migration; cell-cell adhesion. Bases 1 to 1104 code for a protein of 367 amino acids. Gene Ontology annotation, cellular component: plasma membrane; protein complex involved in cell adhesion; cell-cell contact zone. Gene Ontology annotation, molecular function: cell-cell adhesion mediator activity; integrin binding; protein heterodimerization activity.